UUCUUUCACUAUUUCUAUUGUGAAUUUAUUGUGCUACUAGGACAAUGGAACAAACUGGCCGUGAUCCUAGAGAAUACAAAUAUUUAGUAGGACACCAUAGUGAUGUUACAGCUUUAAGCUUUCAUCCAAUACAAACUAAUCGAUUUGUAUCGAGUAGCUUAGAUAAAACAUUAAGAUUGUGGAGAUUAGAUAUCUGUACGAAAACAAAAUGUGAAAAGGUUGAAGCCCAUGAAUCCGGUAUAUUGGAUGUAUGCUAUUCACCAAAUGGUGAUCUUAUAGCCAGUGCUUCAGAAGAUAGUAUCAGAGUUCAAAUCUCUGAAGGUAGACAUUUUACAAAAUUUGAAGGACAUAGAUCUAAUGUGAGAUCAGUACAGUUUAGUCCAAAGGGAGAUAAGUUGGUUUCUGCAUCAGAUGAUAAAAGUAUAAUUCUAUGGAUACCAUUGAUGGGAAAUUUCACCAAGAUAUUUACAGGACAUACAAGUUCGGUUAGUUGCGUUAAAUUUUCUCCCGAUGGAAAGCUUUUAGUAUCGUGUAGCGACGACCAAACAAUAAAACUAUGGGAUAUUACCAGUGGACGAUGUGUCAAAACUUUUAAUGAUAUAAAAGCUCCCACUAGAUAUGUAGAGUUUCAUCCAACUGGUACAAUUAUUGGAUCAGCAAACGAGGAUGCGUGUAUUAAAUUGUAUGAUUUAAGAACAAAUUCUUUACAUCAGUAUUAUCCUGUUCAUACAGCAGCUGUAAAUAUGGUUAAAUUCCAUCCAAAUGGAAAUUUUAUGUUAACAGCUUCUGAUGAUUCUACAAUGAAGAUUUUAGAUCUUCUAAAAAGCCGUUCAAUAUAUACUCUUGAGGGACAUUCUGAUAACGUAACAUGCAUAACAUUUUCAAACGAUGGUAAGCUCUUCGCUUCUAGUGGCCCGGAUCGACGAAUGCGAAUAUGGAAGUCUAAUAAUUUGUGUGAGGAUGAUAGAACUAGUGACAUUCCACAGUUAAGGUCCAGUGAAUAUGAACUUGGCAAUGUAAAUGAAGAAUUGAACAGCGAUAAACGUGAAGAAGAUACACACGUGAAGCAGGACCAAGCGAACUAUUUGUCAGAUAAAUUAAAAAAGUUGCAUCUAGAAUCAGACAACAGUACAAGACUAUCGGCGAAAAUUAUGAAAUCUAAAAUGAACAUGAAGAACAUAAAACCUUCUCAAGUAGAUUGUGUAGGAAAUACACUCACAGUAGUCUUGCAACAAUCUCAAACAGUCCUACACAAUCAGACAUCUUCCAAUGCAUUUUCAUCCGAUCGCAUUAAAACAGUACAAGAUAAAAUUUUAGAUAAAAUACAAUUAUUACGUUUCCAUUAUAAUGUAUUACAACAACGCUUGGUAAUAAUAGAAAAAGCGCUAUGGAAACUAGAUUUGUAGCGUCUCCGAUUU
This is a messenger RNA of Trachymyrmex cornetzi, 1418 nucleotides long. Its product is annotated as POC1 centriolar protein homolog A. NCBI's taxonomy places the organism in Eukaryota, Metazoa, Arthropoda, Insecta, Hymenoptera, Formicidae. The record is from RefSeq and is a predicted model, not a curated record. Gene Ontology annotation, molecular function: protein binding. The transcript has 5 exons. Gene Ontology annotation, cellular component: nucleus. Bases 45 to 1406 code for a protein of 453 amino acids.